This is a messenger RNA of Colletotrichum truncatum, 2025 nucleotides long. NCBI's taxonomy places the organism in Eukaryota, Fungi, Ascomycota, Sordariomycetes, Glomerellales, Glomerellaceae. The record is from RefSeq and is a predicted model, not a curated record.
AUGGAUACUGUGCGAGGGGUUGGUACAUCAGCGAGAGAGUGCGUUCCAGCGGCCGAAUACCUAUGCUCGGAGAAGCUAACAGUGCAACUAGAAUUGUUGUCCCAAAGGGGCCUUUUCGGAGUCGUUGUCCUCGCGGUAAUCGCUUGCGCGAUGACCUUGACCACCAAGACUGUAGUGCCCUCAGCAUACCGGAUGACGACCUUCGACGAGAAUCUAGCUGCAGAGCUUGCCCCUUACGCCGACGAUCCCCCUAGUGACGAGAGCCCUACGCCUCCAGAGGUUGUCCAGGUGGCCACAAAUGAUGCAGCGGUGCCGCCCCCGAUGGUCUACUACUCAGCCGCUGGAAGUGGUGUUGCCGAAGUUCGUGUUAUUCUCAGUGGCUUCGUCUUGCACGGUUUCCUCGGUCUCAAGACUUUAGGUAUCAAAUCUGCCGCUCUCAUCCUCAGCGUGGCUUCAGGGCUCAGUCUUGGCAAGGAGGGCCCUUAUGUCCAUAUCGCCACUUGUAUAGGUAACAUUGCUUGCCGACUGUUCUCGAAAUACGAUCAGAAUGAUGCCAAGAGGCGUGAGGUUCUAUCCGCCGCCGCCGCUGCUGGCGUUGCCGUUGCUUUUGGUGCGCCACUAGGGGGUGUUCUCUUCGGCCUAGAGGAGGUGUCUUAUUUCUUCCCAGCAAAGACGCUCUUCCGUACCUUCUUCUGCUGCAUCGUAGCGGCACUGUCACUCAAAUUCCUCAACCCCUACGGCACACACAAAAUUGUCAUGUUCCAGGUCAAGUAUGUUGCUGACUGGCAUUACUUCGAAAUCAUCUUUUUCAUCGUGGUUGGAAUACUUGGCGGUGCUGCUGGCGCACUUUUCAUCAAAGCCUCGAAGCAUUGGGCCAAGACGUUCCGGAGAAUUACAGUUAUCAAGUCGUAUCCCAUGCUUGAAGUCGUCUUGGUUGCCAUUGUCACCGGCAUCAUGAGUUACUGGAAUGUUCACACCAAACAGCCAGUCGCCAAACUUAUGCUCAAUUUGGCGGCACCUUGCAAUGACGGGUCUGGGCGUGAAGACUUUGGUCUUUGCCCAACAACAGCCGAUGGGAUCCCGCCGGUCCUUUCGGGUCUGUUUGCCGCAUUCCUCAUCAAAGGAUUCUUGACGAUCAUCACGUUCGGCAUAAAAGUUCCUGCUGGCAUAUAUGUCCCGUCUAUGGUCGUCGGUGGUCUAAUGGGAAGAAUCGUUGGCCAUCUCGUUCAGUAUCUUGUCCUGACGUAUCCAGCCGUUGGAGUUUGGAGCCGCUGCGCUGCGACAGGGCAAGGGUCUUGCAUUCAACCUGGUGUUUACGGCCUGAUCGCAGCUGGUUCGACCAUGUGUGGCGUGACUCGGCUUUCAGUGACCUUGGCCGUCAUUCUCUUUGAGCUCACGGGCAGUCUGGACUACGUAUUGCCAUUCUCGUUGGCCAUUCUCGUAGCAAAGUGGACAGCCGAUGCCAUCGAGCCUAACAGUAUCUAUGACCUUUUGACUAACAUGAACUCGUAUCCCUUCCUGGACAACAAACACAAGCCCAUUUUCACUUCCGAUCUUGCCGACAUUGUUCCUCGUGUUCGCCGAGAAAGAAUCAUCGAUAUCAGCGCUUCACCAGGGGUGUCUGCUGUUAGCCUCCGCAGCAAGCUCCAGACUCUUCACAGGGCGGGCGAAAUUGAUGGCGGUCUGCCAAUUAUUCGCGACGGGAUCCUUGUGGGCUUAAUCCCUGCACCUGAUCUUGAAUAUGCACUGGACAACCUGGACGACGAAGCCUCAAGCAUGUGUCUGAUGGCCCAUGUUGCAACCAUCGAGGACUCUGACGACGAAGAAACGGAGCGGGACAAGACUGACUUCACGACUUACAUCGAUCCGGCACCUGUAGCUUUGGACAUUAGAUCUCCGAUGGAUCUUGUGUAUGAAUGUUUCGUCAAACUAGGCCUCCGAUACAUCUGCGUUCUCAAAAACGGACGAUACGCUGGAAUGGUAAGCCAAGUGGUUGAGCAAUCCAAACAAAAAUUAGCCAGCUAA